Menidia menidia (Atlantic silverside) is the source of this 1935-nucleotide messenger RNA. The record is from the annotation of a GenBank genome assembly. Lineage: Eukaryota; Metazoa; Chordata; Actinopteri; Atheriniformes; Atherinopsidae.
AUGGCAUCAUUACAGGCUAAAGAGGAAGUUUUUCUGAGUCUCUCAUUGAAGUGGCCGAACGGUGAUGAACCAACGGGCUUGCAGAAAUCGAAAAAGAGUCUUGAGAAGACUCUUCAGACUUGGUUCAACAAACACAAAACUAAGGUGGACUGCGUAGUUGAGUCAAUAAAAGAUGGGACUGGCGUGGUAAAGGUUUCACCUCCUCCAGAGCUGAGAAUUCUUGAUGACCUGACUGGAAAAACACUGACCAGCAGAGAUGGGGAAAAAGUCACCAUAAUGUCAAUCAGUCUGACAAAGACAGGCGCCCAAACAUCAGAUGAUGCCUCAACGGGCCCUCCUCCCUCGUUGCCAGAGCCUCAGUCUGUAUGUGCUAGGGAACAGAUCACAAAAAUGAAUACUGGAAUGUUUGCUUUUCAAAGAAUUGACAUAUCUAAAUUUGUUUCUAUUCAGGAUAAAAUGCAGGCUGAAAAACAGAGUGAUCCUGUUUCUACAGCAGGAAACACUCUUGAAGAGCGAACUAUGGCAGCUGAACAUUGUCUUGUCCCAGUGGGUCUGUUCUUCUAUGUCAGCAACAUCUACAAGGAGGAAAUUAAACGCAUAGAGACAAAACAUAGAGUUAGAAUCGAGUCGAAUGUCUCUGUGAAAAUGCAAGCUGGCCAGGAGGAUGGGAAUGGAAAGGAAGCAGUCACUGAAUUUAUUAACCUUAUCCAAAAGGGUUUAUCUGAAUACAAUAACACAGUUACUCCUCUCAAGUUUGUGGAUCCAGAUCAGUGGGGUAACGCCCUGAAAGUCGUCCAGACAAACAAGAACAAGCUUUUGCUCUCUGUGACCUCUGAAGAAAUAACUACGUGGGGGCCAACGCAAAGUCUGCAGGCUUUCAGAGCAUCUUUAAACGCAACAAUUAAUCCUCUCAAACAAAGUGAACCAGCCCUGCAAAACACAACACCGAAGAUAGAUAUGACCAUCAAGGACCCGCUGGUUAGUGCUGGACUGGACAUUGAUGAUCCAGUCUGGAAGCUGAUGACUACAUCUUCUUAUGAACAAAUAGCAAAGAUCAAAGCUAAGUUUGGUGUGGACUUUGAAGAAAUCCGCAGGGUUCGAGGCAAAGUAACCGUCAAAGCUACCUUCUCGAGACCUGGAGGAAACACGGCAAUGGAAAGUCACGCCAUCAGAGCUGUUCUGAAUCUGUACCAGCAGACAGUCCUAUCUGACCGUUCCCUCAGCCAACUGUCCGGUGCUGCCUGGUCCAGUGGCUCACUGAAUAGCUUCACCAGUGCUCAUCUGUCAGAGGGGGCCUCCGGGGGACUGUCUCUGAGUGGAGAGUCACCACAGCAUCACACCAAACCAUCCAAAGGAAGGGGGGCGACAGCAGAAGAUACAGAAGAAGAAAACUGUCCUAUUUGUUUGGGUCCAUUCACCAACAAGGAGCAACUGAAGUGCAAACACGAAUUCUGUAAAGGGUGCCUGAAAAGCGCAGUGCAACAUGGUGGGCCCAUCUGUCCAAUAUGCAAAGAUGUCUUUGGUGUCAUAGAGGGAGACCAGCCAGCAGGAACAAUGGAGUUCUUCACAUACAACACACCUCUGCCGGGAUUCCCAGACUGUGGCCACAUAGCAAUAACUUAUAGAAUUCCCGAUGGAGUGCAGACGAAAAUUCAUCCCAAACCUGGACAGCGCUAUUAUGGUACUAACAGAACAGCUUAUCUUCCCGACAAUCGAGAGGGCAACGAAGUACUUCAACUCUUGACCAAAGCAUUUAAUCAGAAGCUGAUUUUCACUAUUGGGACAUCCAGAACAACCGGCUCAGACAAUAUGGUUACCUGGAAUGACAUUCAUCACAAAACAUCCAAGUAUGGAGGUCCACAGAGUUUUGGUUAUCCUGACCCAGACUAUCUGAAACGAGUCAAAGAGGAGCUGAAGGAUAAAGGCAUUAAGUGA